Dermochelys coriacea (leatherback sea turtle) is the source of this 711-nucleotide messenger RNA. Its product is annotated as deleted in malignant brain tumors 1 protein-like. The transcript has 3 exons. Bases 1 to 711 code for a protein of 236 amino acids. NCBI's taxonomy places the organism in Eukaryota, Metazoa, Chordata, Testudines, Dermochelyidae. Gene Ontology annotation, cellular component: cell surface. The record is from RefSeq and is a predicted model, not a curated record.
AUGAUACAGGUGAAAAAUAACACUAUCACGUAUUCCAAUGUAAUCGGAACAUCUCCUUCUGGUUAUAUUAUCACAAGGAAAAACAACUUUCAGUUUCACGUUACCUGCAAAAUGAAUCAGGACACAAUGGUAGAAAUAAUGUAUGUUGCCAAAGGUGAUAUUGACAUAAGUGAAACCCAGCAUGGCAGAUAUGACGUGAAUAUUUCAUUUUAUGAAUCAUCAAAUUUCUCAAAUCCAGUUUACAAUUCCCCAUACUAUGUUGACCUAAACCAGGAUUUAUUCCUUCAAGCCACUCUCUACAGUUCCGAUUCAAACCUGGUGAUGUUUACAGACAUGUGCAUGGCAUCUCCAUAUUCUGAUGACUUCACAAACCUGACUUAUGUUUUAAUCAAGAAUGAAUGUAUAAGAGAUUCCACCUACAGCUCAUACUAUUCAUCAAUGGGAUACAUUGUUCGUUUCAAAUUCAAUGCCUUCAAGUUUCUCAACAGACAUGCUUCCAUUUACUUGCAGUGCAAGAUAGUUGUAUGCAGAGCAUAUGAUUAUUAUUCUCGGUGCUGUCAGGGAUGUUUAGCGAGGCGCAAGAGGGAUACAAGUCCUUACCAGGAAAAAAUGGAUGUUGUUGUGGGUCCAGUCCAGCAUAAAAAAGAAACCAAUGAGCACAGAAAAUCUGGUAAUUUAUUUUAUGGCCUUUUCUCUUGCUGUAUCUGUUAA